Molecule: messenger RNA, 1031 nt
Organism: Stylophora pistillata
Lineage: Eukaryota; Metazoa; Cnidaria; Anthozoa; Scleractinia; Pocilloporidae
Product: katanin p80 WD40 repeat-containing subunit B1
Cellular component (GO): nucleolus
Molecular function (GO): microtubule binding
Source: RefSeq, a predicted model, not a curated record
AAAAUGGCAGUAAGAAACGCUAGAGAGAACGAUCGGGAGCUUAGCUUCUUUCGCUAUGAUUGGGCUCUUUCGCGAUACAGAUGGAUAGAUGAAAAUUGUUGCAAUACAGUGUCUGGUUUCGGAAACGUAGAAAACUUUGUUCACCCCUCGUCUGAUGUCAAGGUUUCAUUCAGGAGACACAUUUCUCAAGAGGGCCUGAAUACUCAUGUAACUAAAUCGAAGAAAGGAAAGUUAGUCACAAGAAGUCAAAGCCUUUGCACCUUGCAACUAAAAAAUGAAGCCCAAGAGAUUGCCAGGGGACAUGGGACAAUGACUAGUGUUUUACAAAGCAGACUUCUUAGAUUGAAAGCUGCACAAACACUUUGGCACAAGGACACCAAUGCGUUGAUAGAAUAUCUUCUGCGGUUGAAAGAUGAUGCAGUGCUGGUUGACAUUAUGCCAUUUCUGACAUGCAGAGUGCGUGAUGUAUCACCUGAAGGACAGGCCUUGUCAAUGGGGGCAUGUUUAGAAAUUUUACCUGCACUUGAGAGACUCCUUACAUCUAAAUUUGAAGAUUACGUUAUUGCUGGACUGGACAUGAUCAGGGAAAUGAUCAAACGCUGGUGGAUGCAACUGAAAGCUGCAACAAGUAAAGGUGUGGAGCCAGAGUGGCAAAGAUGUAGCAGGAGUGUGAGUGGCAUGUACGUGGCAAUUGUUUCUCUUUCCGCCAUCAUUCUAAAAGUUUCUAAUAAAAAAGGACCUGUAGGCGAGAAAGCUCUCGUUGUCACCAGGUUGUUAGAUCUACUAUAAAAUUAUGUGUAACUGAGUAGAGCGACGAUAAAAAUUGUACUUAGGCUGAUGAACAUUGAAUGGUGUGAACUAUUAACGAAUGCUCUUUAUUUGUUUUAUCUAUUAUUUAUUUGUUUCCAAUAUCUUAAAACUUACCUUAUUUCUAUUUUCAAAUUUACAAAGGGAUACUGUAUUAAAAGUUGUGCUUAAAACUAGUUCUCAGUUCUUUCAAUGAGUUAUGUUUGUAAUAAAAUAUUUGACAU